GGCAAAAGCUGUCACCUUCAACAGCAGCCAAUCUUGAUUAAUUAAUUAAUUAAUAAUUAAAUGCCUUUUAUAUUUCACCUCUUCGCCCCCUUCAUUUUCCAUUGAUUUUCCUGGAUUACUCUCUAUACCCCAUCACUGCUCCUAUACUUGUAUUAGUAAAUUUGUAACCCUCCUUUUUUCUGACUUUCAAAGCUCUAAUUUGAUCCGAUCAUGGCUCACUCUGCUCUUUUACAGGUGCCAGCCGCGAUCUCCGUUAAUAACGAUGUUUCCCUCCGUAAAACCGCCUUCAAGACCAAUCGUGUCUCGUUUCAUGAAAAAUCCUGGAGCUCUAGUCCAUCUCUGGACUUCAGAGUCGCAAGCUCUCCGUCUAGGGCGCGACCCGUGGUUUGCAUGUCGGUGCAACAAGCCAGCAAGCCUAAGGUGGCUGUUUCGCCCCAUAGCUUGGAAGAUGCAAAGGAGCCACCGAUGCACUUGUUCAAGAACAAAGAACCUUACACUGGAACCAUUGUCUCUGUUGAAAGGCUUGUUGGCCACAAUGCUCCUGGAGAGACGUGUCACAUUGUUAUCGACCAUGGUGGCAAAGUUCCCUACUGGGAAGGACAGAGUUACGGAAUUAUCCCUCCUGGUGAGAAUCCUAAAAAGCCCGGUAAUCCACACAAUGUGCGAUUGUAUUCAAUAGCAUCUACCAGAUAUGGUGACUCCUUCGAUGGCAAGACUGCUAGUUUGUGUGUUCGGCGUGCAGUCUAUUUUGAUCCCGAGACUGGGAAGGAAGACCCCACAAAGAAUGGAGUGUGCAGCAACUUCUUGUGCGAUUCAAAGCCUGGUGACAAGGUUCAGAUCACGGGUCCUUCUGGUAAGAUAAUGCUCCUCCCCGAAGAUGACCCAAACGCCACCCACAUCAUGAUCGCCACCGGUACUGGCGUGGCGCCUUACAGGGGCUACCUCCGACGUAUGUUCAUGGAGGAAGUCCCAACGUUCAAGUUCGGAGGGCUAGCCUGGCUCUUCCUAGGAGUGGCCAACACCGACAGCCUUCUCUAUGACGAUGAGUUCUCCAAAUAUCUCAAGGACUAUCCCGACAACUUUAGGUUUGACCGAGCUCUCAGCAGAGAACAGAAAAACAGAAAUGGGGGGAAGAUGUAUGUCCAGGACAAAAUCGAGGAGUACAGCGAUGAGGUGUUCAAACUGUUGGACAAUGGGGCACACAUCUACUUCUGCGGGCUGAAAGGGAUGAUGCCGGGAAUACAGGAGACGUUGAAGAAGGUGGCGGAGCAGCGGGGCGAGAGUUGGGAGGAGAAGCUCUCACAGCUCAAGAAGAACAAGCAAUGGCAUGUUGAAGUCUAUUGAGUAUUGAGAAAGGUUUUUUCCUCAUCUAGAUAUUUCUUGAUGGUGAAACAUAUGUUGAAUUUAAGAUAUUUGUUUGUAGCAUUUUGGUGAUGGAGAAUGCAUUAUUAUUUGUUUGAAGGGCA
This is a messenger RNA of Salvia hispanica, 1466 nucleotides long. Its product is annotated as ferredoxin--NADP reductase, root-type isozyme, chloroplastic-like. NCBI's taxonomy places the organism in Eukaryota, Viridiplantae, Streptophyta, Magnoliopsida, Lamiales, Lamiaceae. Gene Ontology annotation, molecular function: oxidoreductase activity. The record is from RefSeq and is a predicted model, not a curated record.